UGAUGGGGCAAAAACUGUGCAUGCGUCGUGUUCUCGUCAACUGCCCUAACGCUUCGCUAUGGCCUGGAGUACAUUCGCAUCAAUCAAGCCAUGUCUCGAGUAAGGGCUAGCGGAAGAAAAGAAAGAAACAGAUUUUCAUGCUACGUAUGGCGCUGUACAGACUCGUGCUAUACGCAGUUUCAUGGGCUUUUCCCGUCAUUCUCGCAUACAACGUUGCACAAGAGAGUCUCUCGAACCAGUCUCAGAAGUCGCGGUGAGCUGACGCAGGGUUCAAAGGCAUGGGUAUUGCUCGUUAAACGGAAUCUCUAGUGUACAUAUGCUUGAUUUUGUAACUUUGCCGUGCAAUGAGAAAUGAUCAUGAUCAACUUGCUGAGAUGUGAGCAAUGCGAAAGGAAAAACUGAUGGCUUGUGCAGUGGGGCGGU
Molecule: messenger RNA, 423 nt
Organism: Tilletiaria anomala UBC 951
Lineage: Eukaryota; Fungi; Basidiomycota; Exobasidiomycetes; Georgefischeriales; Tilletiariaceae
Exons: 2
Coding region: 91-309 (72 amino acids)
Source: RefSeq, a predicted model, not a curated record